GAAAUGGUAUCGUCCAAACAUGGCAGCCUUCGUAUGGAAGCGGUGUGUGACAGCAGCAGUCAAAGUUAAACAUUUAUCUCCGUCUCUGUCAGCCAGAAGAUGGUUGCUCUCAGCGGCUUACACAGAUACCAAAGUGUGGGAGGCAAGAGAGAAAGAUCCUCAGAACCUGGCUGUACUGGCCACCACUAUGGAGAGGACGUAUGAAAGGAAUCUUCCAGUUAGCUCUCUAACUGUGUCACGGUUUGUUGACAAUGUUUCAUCUCAAGAGGAAGUUGAUCAGGCGGAGUACUACCUUUACAAGUUUCGUCAUAGUGCAAACGGUUGGUACCUGAGAGACUGGACCAUUCACAGCUGGGUCAGACAGUGUCUAAAAUAUGGGCUCAGGGAGAAGGCCCUGCACACACUUAAAAACAAGGUACACAACACAUUAUAUGGAAUAUUCCCAGAUGACUUUACAUUCAACCUACUCCCUUGAUUCCUUACAUUAACGGACGGAGACUUUAAAAGUGCAUGCUCUGUGGUUGAAGAGGUGAUGCUUCAGGAGGCCUUUGACCUUCCCUCCACACAGAUCCUGUCUCUGUAUGCUCUGGCCAGUUACCUAGCGACCAGACCCCAACUCACAGUGUCAGAGGAGCGGGCAUUGGGAGCAUCACUCCUCAUCUGUGGGAUGAUGCAAGACAACACUGUUGGCCUCAGCGCUCAGCUACUUGGCAAUGCUCUCCUAGGUAAGGUGGAGAUGCUAAAGGGCAUACAUGCCGUCUUCAAAAGGAUGCCUCUCUUCUGGGGUCAUGGGUAUCUGGGCCGAGCGCUGGCUGUCAUGGAGAGAGCUGCCUCUGGUGAUGUGAAGCUGUCCAAAGACACACUGGACUACGUGAGUGACUUGCUGCAAGAACUGUCUUCCACCUCAGACACUGACUCAUCCGGAGAGGAGUCAGCAGGUGAAGAGGACAAGAAAGGAGACGCCAUAGAUGAAGAUGAUCAGGCCGAGCAGGCUAAGCUGCCUCAAUAUGCCAGCAGGUUCAAGGAACUGAGAAGCCAGCUGGAGUCUCAGGGCAGAGUGGACUCUGCCUCCUUGCAGGCUUUAGUGACCUCUCUGGCCCAGCAGAACCUGGCAGCUGCGGAGAAAUCUGACUUGGAGCAGUACGAGAGCCGGGUACAGGCCUGGGAGGCCGAGAGGAGGCAGCUGAUCAAGAGAGAGAAAGAGAUGAGGGAGAAGGCCGAGCAGGAGAAACAGGAGCGCUUAGCUGCCAAGGCUGCAGCCCAGCAGGCAUAGAGACUCUCACGAUGCAGCUGAAUCAAGAUCACUGAACUUUCCAAUGAGUACGUACAUUACAAUUGUUUAUACGUAGAUUAUAACAGGAGUUUUGUCCCUAAAAUUGGGAAAUGGCAACAUUGUCAACAUUACAUCUUCUUUUGUCAUUAAUUAUUUUCAUAUUUGUCAAUUAUUGUGUGCUUAUGUGAUUGUUCUGUUUUUAUAGAAUAAAAUGGGGCGAAUAUACA
Messenger RNA from Morone saxatilis (striped sea-bass), 1500 nucleotides. It is a transcript of the gene mrps27, whose product is annotated as mitochondrial ribosomal protein S27. Lineage: Eukaryota; Metazoa; Chordata; Actinopteri; Moronidae. The transcript is spliced from 11 exons. The record is from RefSeq and is a predicted model, not a curated record. Gene Ontology annotation, cellular component: mitochondrion.